AUGUGCCUUGCAAGAAUUUUGUGCUCGUGCAAGGUUAUUCGCGAAAUUCAGUAUUCAAUCGGGGGUCGAGUUGUCAGUGACCAUUCUCCGAACUUCGCUCUCAAAUUAUUCAUGCAAACAACUCUCGGACACAAGGAUACUCUCCAGAUCUUGAACCUGAAUGUUGCACAUGAGAUCUUCCUUUUUGAGGAAAAGGCAAGCGAAGAUGAAACAGAGGAAGUACUGGAAACUGAAGGCGAUGAUGAGUGGGGUACCGAAACAUUUGCGAGACACCUGCUUGCUGAAGACAGGACGCCCCCGAUUUCAAUGUCGAAAUGGAGCGGGUCGCUGAAGGAUUUGUCAACACUUAAGCUGCUAAGUCUGGGGGUCAACCUUUUAAUGUACUUGGCCCGAGGAAUCAACAAACACAAUUGA
Aspergillus chevalieri is the source of this 414-nucleotide messenger RNA. RefSeq lists its product as uncharacterized. Bases 1 to 414 code for a protein of 137 amino acids. The record is from RefSeq and is a predicted model, not a curated record. Lineage: Eukaryota; Fungi; Ascomycota; Eurotiomycetes; Eurotiales; Aspergillaceae. The transcript has a single exon.